AUGUCGACACGUAAAUUACACCCUGAGGACGGUUGGAUCCGUUCUCAGACUUUGUCAACCGUCAAGAUUAAUUCUAGUGCUCCGCUUGCCAACAUCCUCGACUCCGGCCCACUGCCUCCCACCGUGAGCUCGAAUGUCGAGCAAUCUGCGCGCAAUGUAGGAGGCUACCAUUCAUUGCACCAUGGCGUCUCCCCCACUCAAGAUGCUUCCUCCGCUCUACAGUCCUCACGUCCUGCUACACUGCCUGGUUCGAGGUUCGGUGCCUCGAAUGCAUCGCGUGCAGAAGAGCCUCGUAUGCGAGGAUUAAGGUCAUCUAUCGCUUGCGCCCGCUGCCGUCGAAGCAAAGUCAAGUGUGUGAACAACGGGGUCAAUACCACUUGUAGGGCCUGUGAGACAUCAGGGAGGCAAUGUACAUACCCUCCUCCUGCGACCGGUGGUGUUGCGGCUCGAAGAGAAGCUGCUUUAGGAGUUGCGAGUGCAGACAGUCUUGCUCCAGGCGAUGGAUCACGUCGACCACCACGCUCGAGGAAAGCCGGCAAUAAUCUCUCAGACGGCUAUCCUGCGAAAGAAUCGUCCAAACCAUUUUUGGAUGCUCUUGACCCCUCUAUAAUCACACCACAAACCUGGACAGAGCUCUUCGACAUCUUCCAGUUACAUUAUUCCACAGACCUACCCUUCUUGCAUCCGCCUACGUUCCAGAAACCCCUCAGAAAGUCUGCACUUCAUUCUCCAAUCACAAACAACCCAGAAAAGGCGCCACCUUUGACACCUCCAGCCUCCUCGCUGCUGUUGCUUGCCUUUCUAGCCCUGACCUCCCGAUUCCACUCCACCUUGAUCGUACACCAUUCUUCUUCGAAAAAUCCUUUGGUAGCAGCUGAAUACUAUGCCUCAGCAGCCAAGGAUAAGCUGAGUGGGAUAUAUGGUGAAGAUAUGGGUAAGCCGGAUCUUGAACGUAUCCAAGCACUUCUCAUGCUUGGCCUGCAUGAAUGGAGCAUGUGCCGGGGUGCCAAGGCCUGGAUCAUGAUCGGAGGAGCGGUACGAACAGCUCAGAUACUUGGGCUUCAAUUUGAGCAAGAGUUAGACGAUCAGCCUUUAUCAAGCUCAGUAGCCUUGAAUGUUGAAGCUCAUCACAUCGGCAUUCACCGAGACCGUGGAGGGAUGACAUCCCGAGGAGAAACCUUCACCGAGCAAGAAGUCCGGAGACGAACUUUUUGGAGUUGUUUCAUUAUGGAUCGUUACCUGAGCAGUGGAAAAUAUAGACCACAGAUGCUGGACGUCAAAGACUUAAGGAUUCAGUUACCCAGUAGUGACCGUGCAUUCUUAUUCGGGGAAAAGGUUCGAACUGCUCUACUUGGCGACGAACUCAACCAAGGCAGUUCGCGCUCCGAGGUUCAGAACAAUCGUCAGGCAUCUUUGCAGCGUGUAGAUCGCGGUAGGCAGUCAUUCGACUCGCGUUCAAGUGAUACCGAGAAAGGACGAUGGGAAGUGAAUCAAGACGAAGGAGUCUUGAGUCGCUUCAUCAGGAUCCUGGACCUUCAUGGAAAAGUUGUCAAAUGGUCAUGUGCUGGAGGCCGACGGCAGGAACAACACCCACCUUGGGAUCCUAGAUGUACAUGCUUCGAGCUUCGAAAGCUGCUAACAAAUUUCAAGAAUAGCUUACCUCGCGAUCUUACACUGUCGCCCGCCAACAUCUCAGCCCACAUAACUUCCAGAACAUCAACCCCAUUCACGUUGAUGCACACGCUAUGCACACUGUCCAGUGUGAUUCUACAUCGCGAAUAUGUGCCGUUCAUUCCGAUCCGAUCAGCCAAACCUCAAGGACCUCUUGAUCCUCCAACAUUUCCACCCGAGGAAUAUCAAACGCCGCCCGGAUUUUGGGAAGAAAGCGCCAGGGAGAUUUUCAAAUCAGCUAGGGAGUUUGUUGAUCUGAUUCGGAUGUGUCAAGAGUGGGAGGUAUUGGUUGAAACGCCGAUCAUCGGGUUCGCAGCGUACACAGCAGCAUUUUGUGGUGUAUAUGCAAUCAAUUUCCCCUGGAUGGAUCCAGAAGGAUACAUGUGUAGCAGGAAAACCCAGGCAAUGCCUGGAAAUACGGGCAAAGAAGGUCUAGAAGCAGCCCGUAAAGCGUUGGAAGUUGUCGGCCAGUUGCGGAUGCGGCUCAAGAUGGCAGAUGGAUGGUUCAGAACCAUCAAAAGGUGUCAUCACUACUUUGUCCGUAUGAAGAGGGACUUCAAGAAAAAUUCGCAGGCAUCAGAAACAGGCAGUGCCAAUUCGACAGAAUCUUACAGGCAGCUCAGCCUUCGUGAAGGAAGAGAAGGCGGUGGUCUGGAGGAAUACAAGCUAAUCGAAAAUCUAAUGAAAGAAUUUGGCAGCACAGAUGGCGAGGAAUUGGAACUGAUGGAUGUCGAUAGUGACCAAAGAAACAUAUUCGAGGGGACGAGCGAGAGCAGCGGCGCUAAAAGUGAAACCGAUGGAAACGAUGGUGCUAUACAAAGUGCGUCUAUACGUCAAGAUCGGUGGAAUGCCAUCAACAAUAGCCAAUCACUGGUAUCGAACAGCUAUUCACAGGCCUAUCAGGCCGAGCAAGGAAAUCACCCCCAGGCCCGCGGCUCAAUGAUGCCCAUGGCAUCUAACAGACCACCUUAUGAUGCAACGACUUCCUACGAGCGUGGUCCAUACACUGCUAUAACGCAAUCAUAUGCAGAUGCAGGCCAUCGAUCAUCCGCACCCUCGAAUGACGUACAAGGGCAAUCAGGACCAUGGCCACCACCAGGACUUCGAGAGACCUGGCUGAACAACCUAGAUACAAAAUUUGGAGGUGAUGAUGUUGCAGCUUUCGUGGCAGGUAACACUUGGCAGGAGUUCUCUGGUAUGGGCGGCUGGCUCGGAAAUGUUUUCAGCAGCGCACCACCCACGACCACAUCAAACAUGUAAGACCAUUGUAGGUAAAUUCUUGUAUUUGUACUAGGAAUCGGCAUAACACUGCUAUUGCAUGGCUGUAGGCGUUAAAAAGGAUCCGCGUGGACAUGAAAUCACGAUCGCAGGUUCCAAGGACGGCUGUUGGUAUGGUAAUAUGACCAUGGCGUAGACAAGCAUUGAAUGUAUGGUACACAGUAGACACAAAAGCGAGAAAAUGUUCUGCUCGUU
This is a messenger RNA of Pseudovirgaria hyperparasitica, 3144 nucleotides long. RefSeq lists its product as uncharacterized. The transcript is spliced from 6 exons. Gene Ontology annotation, molecular function: DNA binding; DNA-binding transcription factor activity, RNA polymerase II-specific; zinc ion binding. The record is from RefSeq and is a predicted model, not a curated record. Lineage: Eukaryota; Fungi; Ascomycota; Dothideomycetes; Acrospermales; Acrospermaceae. Gene Ontology annotation, cellular component: nucleus. Gene Ontology annotation, biological process: regulation of DNA-templated transcription; DNA-templated transcription. Bases 1 to 2931 code for a protein of 976 amino acids.